AUGGGCGAACGGGCGCCAAUCCUGCCGGUCCCGCUGCCGCUUGUUGGUCGCAAUACUUUUCAUUCUUUCUCUACCAUUUCGCUCUGGUCGUCUGGAAUGACCACCCCGCGGCGCAUUUUUGUCGACGACACAGACCCAUCCAUCCACUACUCCGCAAACCAGUGGUUUCCUCAUGACGUCAACCAGCUCAAAAUCGGCAACCUGGGGCCAGUGUGGAACGGCACAACGCGCAGUACGAUUGCCAAUGGCGCAAGCAUGAGCUUCACGUUCAGCGGUACUUCUGUUUCCCUUCUAGGCAGCAUCAUUGUGACGAUGGAUGCUCAAGGCAAUCCGGACCCGACCUGGCUAUGUACAGUCGACGGAAUCGCAAUUUCAAAUGGCACCAAUCCCUUAUUCAACUUCCCAGAAAACAAUUGGAACCUAUGUGACCAAACGACGCUCCUUCCCGGUCCACAUACUCUGAAAGUGAACAUUCAGACCAAGGGACAACCCUUCUACGUGGACAGCAUUGUCUACACACCAACUCCAGAUGUCAGCAUAGAUGGCGCAGUUCUGGAGUACACGGCAGGGGAUCCCGCGAUAACCUACGGGCCAGGGUGGCAAUUCUACACGGUGGAAGACAAGGAGAAUAUAACGCAAACCAACGGCGCUCAAGUCGCCUUUAAUUUCCAUGGUACUGCCGUUGCUUUAACAGGAUAUAUACCGCAUGAGCUUGCUCACAGUGCAACGACCGCGAAAUAUUCCAUCGACAAUGAACCUGCAACGACUUUCACACUACAAGGGCUGUCGCCGGAGGCAACGACAACUUUGUUUAAUGUUCCAAUGUUCUCUGUUAGCUCGCUUUCUCCCGGCGAGCAUAAUGUGGUCGUCACCUACGAGGGCGAUUCGACCAAAACUCCACUUCCCGUCAGAAACUUCUACGUGACCAACUCCACACAACCUGUUCCUACGACUUCUUCUGUAUCCGCAAGCUUUAGUCAUCGCCCAUCCAAUACUGUUGUUGCCCAGCCAGGAGGAACCAAACAUCCACCCGCUGCGGCUAUCGCAGGGGCAGUGGUUGGCAGUCUUCUCUUUCUGAUCGUAAUCGCUGUCUUGUUCUGGCUCCUAAAACGCAAGAAACGAGAAGAAAUCAAUAGGUUUACUAUCGACACAAUGGAAACGGGAUCGGGUGUAAACGCAUUGCAGUCACGCUCUCAAUAUGGCAUCCUCGAUCCAUAUAUCCAAUCCGAAGGUCAAAUCCAUGUCGCAACUCCGUCACAGGCCACACCAUACUCGUAUCCGUAUAGGUCUCUCCGUCCUCGGAACGAUGAGGCUAGCGAAGGCUCCUCGUCAUCCGAGUUUAGCUCAGUUGGCACCGAGAGUAUUUCUCAACGGGCAAGAGCAAUAUCACAUUCGGAUAAAGCUCGAGAGCUUACACCGCAACGCCAAAUCAUCAUCCAACGACACCAAGACAGCGGGGUGCGCCUAAAUUCAGACCACUCUCUGCAUCUUCAGCCAGAGAUAGUGGAUCUCCCACCAGAUUACAGUCAAGAUUAA
Molecule: messenger RNA, 1536 nt
Organism: Mycena indigotica
Lineage: Eukaryota; Fungi; Basidiomycota; Agaricomycetes; Agaricales; Mycenaceae
Exons: 3
Coding region: 1-1536 (511 amino acids)
Source: RefSeq, a predicted model, not a curated record